Molecule: messenger RNA, 2385 nt
Organism: Theileria orientalis strain Shintoku
Lineage: Eukaryota; Apicomplexa; Aconoidasida; Piroplasmida; Theileriidae
Exons: 6
Coding region: 1-2385 (794 amino acids)
Source: RefSeq, a predicted model, not a curated record
AUGUAUUCUACCAUCGCCGGUCAGGAUUGCUGCCGGCUAUCUCAUUUAAUAUAUAAGUUACACACCUGCCUGGACUAUAAAAAUAAGUUAUUGUUGUCAUCUAAAUUAUUUAAUUUUAAGCAUGAAUUGUCGGAUGCAGAGGAACUUCCAAAAAGAGCCCUGACGGCAGUUGAUCCAGAGUUUAUAUACUUGUUGCUGAGAUCCUCGACCAUUUUCAAACUAAUUGGACUGGAACUCACAAAUCUGCUGCUCUCCAACAAAGAAAACGCUACACAUUUUAGGAAGGUCAUCGUAUAUGUAACGAACAUUUUGAAGGAAAAUUGGCCUCGCAAGGAGUUCAAAUACGACGAAUCCACGAAAAUAAUAUCAGAAAAAAUAGGAGAUCCAGAAAUAGUAUGGAUAAGAUUGAUGUAUCAAUGCUUGGAGUGUUUAGAUAGGUUAUCUGAUUAUCUAGGUCAAAAUUAUAUUUUUAAGUACAAAACGUAUGUGACUGAGCUUAAUGAACCCUUGGAAUUUCUAGUGCAUGACAUGUUUGACGUGGCGCUGACAGAUCCAGGUGAUCGAGAUAAAACCUACACAGUAAACGCGAGGGCAGUAGGGUUCGAACAGGACGAGUGUGAAUUGUGUGGUAAAUUGAAUAAUAAGGAAUUCAAGGAGGAAGCGUCACUGCUCCAGGAACUCUACAAGGACCUGGAUUCUCUAUCUAAAGCACACUUGGAUGAGUUGGAAAUGGAAGAUUUGGAAAGCGGCUCACCAGGAGGAGGCGACAGCAGCGAGGAAUCGAUUCCCCUGCCAGAAAUCCUUAAACAGCUGGCAAAUUCGUUCCUGGAAGAACUAAGGGACGGGAAGGAGGAAGCGAGCUUGAAUCUGUUCUGCAUUGAAUUGCUAAUAAAGUUGCUACCGCAUUCCACAAAGGUGGAAUUCGUGGACAAGUGUUUAAAGUCUAAUAACUUUGAUAUACUCAGGGUUCUCAUGGGCACGAUUCAGUCGUUUAACACAAGUUCUAAGUUAAGAAGCAGACUCGAAGUGAGUCAGCUGGAGGAGAUCAACUGGAUGAUGUUCAAGUACUGUGUGGGCCUGAUGGAAUCGAAUCUCACCAGAGAAAAUAUGGCACUGGUCUUGAAUUACAUGAACAAGGCAGUGGAAUCGCUCUGCGUAGGAGACAUAUCGUACGCGGACCUGCUCAAGGUGGCCAAGAGGUGUGAGAUAGAGAUACAUGUGGGACUGGACGAGGUGUUCAGAGCAGAAAAAACCUUAUUUAGUCCACACGCAUUCGAGACGAUGGAGAAGGUGAUGACCAUAGUCUCGGAAGCCGAAGAGCCCUUUGAAACGAUGGACGAGUUCUUUGCAAUAUUCCACAGGAGUAUUCAGCUUCUUUUUGACUACUUCGACAACCUGUACGAAGAAUCGAGGACGACGAAGAACAAGGCUGCGGAAAAAUAUAAGGAGUCGUGUCUGAAGUUGCUCAGUUGUUGGAUGACGCUGGAGCCGAUGUAUUACCAGAACCAGGUAUGUUUCUUUAUGGAUAAGUUGGAAAAAAUAUUGUCACUCUUAAACGAAUUUGAUCUGGUAUGGCUGCUACCGACCUUUAACUUUGUUGAGCUUUCGGACAUGGACAGCGUAAACAGGUUCCUGGAACUGCUGUAUAAGCUUAUCGCCGCAAUCACGAACAUGGAAUCGAUGGGAGAUACAGGAGAAAGAGCGAUGAAAAUGUCAUGUAACCUGGUGACAAGGUUGCACAUGGAUCAAAUGAUUGAUUACGAAAAGAUGCUAAUGACACUGGAUGCGAAGAAUUUUGAUAUGAAGAAGGCCUUAGGAUCCGAGGUGACAACGGAAAAGAACACGAAUGUCCGAGAGGGUGACUGUCCGAGUUACCCAAUAGAGUUCAGAACACCGAUUUGUAUUCAUCUUGGUCUGAAAAGCCUCGCGAGCUACGAGCUCUUAUCGUCGGUAUCUAUCGGAUUGUUGAUAAAGAUGAUCCGAAGCACCAAAGUGGAGUUCGUAAGAAGCAGGCUGGAAGUAGGAUACGAUUUCAAGGCCUUCGACAAAUACCUGACCUCUGAGGUGGACCUAGACAAAAUCGAAAACUUGUGUUACGCAACGGAGGCGGCAGCGUCGACGUGCCUGUCCAGAGUAUACGAAGGAUCCUCAGCAAAACACCUGGAUAACCAGAUCAUGGUGAUAAUAAUGGAACUGGUCGUUCACUUUUUCAUACACACGGCUCCGAGAACGAGAUCGGAGUACCUGGACGACGUGCACAGAAUCAGUCACUACUUCACGCUGUGCAAGAUAUGUAUACUACUCAUGCAAAAUUACUCAACGUUCCUCACGCUGUUCAACUACUCAGUAAAGAAGGUGAGUGUGCGAAGCGUAACGAAUCCGUAG